AUGGUGCAUUUACUUCACUCAGUUAAAGCUCACAGUGAUAAGGUAUGGAGUGUAAGUGCACAUCCAACAUUACCGUUAUUGGCAACUGCUUCUACAGAUAAGUCAGUGAAGAUUUAUAAGCUUUCAUUGACACAAAAAUUCCCCCACAUUGCUGACUUGGAAGAUACACAUCGCCGAUCUGUACGAUCGGUUUCGUUUAAGCCGCCAAUGGGUGGCGUUGACUAUAAACUGAAUGUUUUAGAUUUACCUGCUCUAGCCGCUGGUUCAUUUGACUCUACGAUAUCGGUCUGGGGUAUUGACGAGCCCGAUGACGCAUAUGACAUUGAGGAAAUCAUCAACAACCAAAAGGAAAUACUUACAAACCCUUCCAAUGAAUGGAACUUGAUGGCUAUCAUAGAAGGGCACGAAAACGAAAUCAAGGCCGUUGACUGGAAUUUUAGUGGACGGUAUCUUGCCUCUUGUUCUCGAGAUAAAACCGUUUGGAUAUGGGAGACAGAUCCUGAGACAUUAGAAGAAUUUGAGUGCGUCUCGGUGUUGGCUGACCAUCUGCAAGAUGUAAAAAACGUCAGUUGGCAUCCAACAAUGAAUCUUUUGGCGAGCUCUUCCUACGAUGACACGAUACGUAUAUACAAACAAGAAUUCGAUGACGAUGAAUGGGUUUGUGCGGGGGUCAUGGACGCGCAUGAAGGUACAGUUUGGUGCUCCAGGUUUGAGAACCCUAAAAGCCAAAUGGCUAAAGAGGGUAUAACCAGAUUGGUAUCUGCAAGUGAUGAUUUAACUGUGAGAGUUUGGUUUAGUAAAGACCAAGUUGAGCAGGUUGGAAAUGGAGAUGAAUCGAGCUUACCGAGCUCGAUAAGGCCAGAUAAUAAUGAAAUGGUAUGGGAGCAAGAAUGCAUACUUCCCGCAGCCCAUACUCACCCGAUAUACUCUGUGGCUUGGUCUGCAAGAACGGGGAAAAUAGCAUCAACAGGAUCAGAUGGGAAAAUAGUGGUAUACAAAGAAGAAAAAGAAAGGAAGGGGGAGCAAGAGGAGCAAGAGGAGGAGGAGAAGGAGGAGGAGGAGAAGGAGGAGGAGGAGAAGGAGGAGAAGGAGGAGGAGGAGAAGGAGGAGGAGCAAGAGGAGAAGGAGAAGGAGAAGGAAGAGAAGGAGGAGGAGGAGGAGAAGGGAAAAUGGCGAAUAGAUAGCGUAGUAGAAUCCGCUCACGGAGUGCAUGAAGUAAAUAGUAUUAUCUGGGCUGAGCUUGACCUGGGUGGAGAAGAAGUAUUAAUUUCAGCAGGAGACGAUGGAUACGUGAAUAUAUGGCAUGUUGAUUAA
Messenger RNA from Lodderomyces oxycetoniae, 1314 nucleotides. RefSeq names its product iron-sulfur cluster assembly protein. The coding region runs from base 1 to 1314 and encodes 437 amino acids. The record is from RefSeq and is a predicted model, not a curated record. Gene Ontology annotation, biological process: iron-sulfur cluster assembly. Gene Ontology annotation, cellular component: cytosolic [4Fe-4S] assembly targeting complex. The transcript has a single exon. Gene Ontology annotation, molecular function: protein binding. Lineage: Eukaryota; Fungi; Ascomycota; Pichiomycetes; Serinales; Debaryomycetaceae.